CGUGGCUGCUGCAGCUCGGGGUGUUAGCGGUGGGAGAUUGGCGUCCCCGCCCGCUCCCCCAGCCUGGUCGCUGUCCAGGCCCCCGAAUCUGCCCCGGGGACCGGGGCUCGCCUGCUAUGCGCGGCAUCCCGCGCCCGCACCUGCAGCGCCCGGACGUAUGUGGCGAGCCCACGGAAGGGCAUGCUUCCACGCACCAAGUACAACCGCUUCAGGAAUGACUCGGUGACAUCGGUCGAUGACCUUCUGCACAACCUGUCGGUGAACCCGGUGAACCACGGCGGCAAAGUCUCGGCGGCGCGCGCAGCCCCAGCAGCGGCCCCUUACCUGGUGUCUGGAGACGCGGUGCGCAGGGCUCCUGAUGAUGGCUCGGGUAGCCUGGGUCACCUGCUUCACAAGGUGUCCCACCUAAAACUCUCCAGCUCGGGUCUCCGCGGCCUGUCUGUGGCCAGGGAGCGGGCGAGCGCGCGCCUCUCAGGCAGCUGCAGCGCGCCCAGCCUGGCCUCCCAGGACAGCAGCGAGCCUCCCGGCCCCCGUGCCCCGGCCAUGCGCACCGCCAGGAAGGGCGGGCUGGGUGAGGAGCAGCCACCCCGCAUAGGCCCCACCAGCGACCAGGUGCUGGGGGCUGGGGUCACCUACAUCGUAAAGAGAUUCCAAGAUGGCUGCAGAAUAGGUGGAAGCUACACUCAUCUGCUCUUGUCCCCAAACCUUCUUACAGCUAAGUUAUAG
Molecule: messenger RNA, 726 nt
Organism: Artibeus jamaicensis (Jamaican fruit-eating bat)
Lineage: Eukaryota; Metazoa; Chordata; Mammalia; Chiroptera; Phyllostomidae
Product: SHC-transforming protein 3-like
Exons: 2
Coding region: 181-726 (181 amino acids)
Source: RefSeq, a predicted model, not a curated record